Paramecium tetraurelia is the source of this 867-nucleotide messenger RNA. RefSeq lists its product as uncharacterized. The transcript has 2 exons. The record is from RefSeq and is a predicted model, not a curated record. Lineage: Eukaryota; Ciliophora; Oligohymenophorea; Peniculida; Parameciidae.
AUGACUCUAACUCAAGAUAAGAGUAGUAGAUAGUACCCCAGAUUGCUUGCUAGUGAAGGUUCAGAGAACCAGAAGGUUAAGUUCUAGAAAAUUGAAAUGCUGGAUAAGUUUUUGAGAAAAGUAGAAACCAGCUUCGUUCUAAAGAGUUUGCAUAAGACAAAUAGUGAGAUACAUAGUUUCAGAUUAAUUAAGAUCCAGGAUGCUCCAUUUAGAUAAAGAAGGAAAAGUGAGUGUGAUGGAGUCGUCUCUGAAAAAAUUCAAAACAUAGAUAUGAAGUACCCAAAAACAACAAUUGAGCAACACCAAUUUCUAGAUAGAGUCAAAGACUUACGCAGAAGAGCCAUAAAGGGAAGAAUGAAGACCAAAUUUUAGAAAUCUUUCAAGAAAAUAGAUACAACCAAACCUAGCUAAUUCAAUCCGCAACAUCAACACACUAUGUCAACUCGCGAUUCCAUUUUCGGGAGUUUGCAAGACAUCAAAGUAUACAGGACCUUUGCCAAAGAUCGCCCUUACUAUUAACGACCAUUGGAGAAAAAAGGCUCUGACUUAAUGUCUGAUUCCCCCAGCACACCUAGCUUUCAUAUUCGAAGAGUAACAUAGAAAUUAGGCUUCGCUUCAAAAUAAUAAUAGUUUGUACUGCUAUAAUUGAACAAGUACAACCCCAAAAUUUUUGAACAAUUAAAGAAAGAUUCCAUACUUAAGAUCCUUUCAGAAACUAAAGAAACCUAGCCUUAAACUCCUGCUCCUCCUUAAACUGCCUCCACAAUCUAACACAAAUUUUAACCUUAUUUUUGUCAUCAUAAGACUAUGAAUCUAAAAAAAUCUUGCAUCGCCUCUUCUUCUUAAAGACUUAAGACGGUGUUCUGA